Micromonas pusilla CCMP1545 is the source of this 663-nucleotide messenger RNA. RefSeq lists its product as uncharacterized. The coding region runs from base 1 to 663 and encodes 220 amino acids. Gene Ontology annotation, molecular function: 4-alpha-hydroxytetrahydrobiopterin dehydratase activity. The transcript is spliced from 3 exons. Gene Ontology annotation, biological process: tetrahydrobiopterin biosynthetic process. NCBI's taxonomy places the organism in Eukaryota, Viridiplantae, Chlorophyta, Mamiellophyceae, Mamiellales, Mamiellaceae. The record is from RefSeq and is a predicted model, not a curated record.
AUGCCAAGCGCGUCGCUGCGGUCGCUCGGGUUCGCUCUCGCACACCGCGCUCUCGCACGCGCGCGUCUCGUCUCCGCCUCGACCUCGUCCCGCGCGCGCGCGCGCGCGCCGUCGUCGGCGUCGUCGUCGUCGUCGUCGUCGCUCGGGUCGGCAACCCGCCUCCCUCGCGCGUCGCCGUCGCCGCCGACGCGCGCCCGAGCGAUGUCCGGCGACGCGAACGGCGCCGCGGAGCUCGCCGCGAUGUCGUGCAAGGCCCUCGGCGCGUGCUCCAAGGACACGCCGCGUCUCGCCGCGGACGAGAUCGCGACGAGGCUCGCGUCGCUCGGACCAACGUGGACGCUCGACCCCGCCGGCCUCGCGAUCAAGCGCGCGUUCGUCGCGAAGAACUGGCGGUGCGCCAUCGACUUCGUCAACGCGCUGUCCGACGUCGCGGAGAGUGAGGUGCGUCCCAUACACUGGUCCCCAUACGACCGCGUCGGCGUGGUGAACGCCGGGCAUCACCCGGACGUGGCGGUGCGAAACUAUCGAGAGGUGGAGGUGGUGUGCAGCACGCACGCCGCGGGCGGGCUGACGUUGCACGACUUCGUGCUCGCCGCGAAGGUGGACGCGCUGCCGGUGACGUACUCGCCGAAGUGGGCGCGAGAGAACGGGCUCGCGCCGUGA